Blastomyces dermatitidis ER-3 is the source of this 2688-nucleotide messenger RNA. RefSeq names its product mitochondrial inner membrane translocase subunit TIM44. Gene Ontology annotation, biological process: protein import into mitochondrial matrix. Gene Ontology annotation, molecular function: protein-folding chaperone binding. The transcript is spliced from 2 exons. The coding region runs from base 262 to 1602 and encodes 446 amino acids. Gene Ontology annotation, cellular component: mitochondrial inner membrane. The record is from RefSeq and is a predicted model, not a curated record. NCBI's taxonomy places the organism in Eukaryota, Fungi, Ascomycota, Eurotiomycetes, Onygenales, Ajellomycetaceae.
GAAGUUUUUUAGUCUUGGCGGCGGACAAACUCUAAAUCGAUAUCGCCGUCAAAACAUUUUCCUCCGUUCUCGCGCUGCCAAAGAUCCCAAGGUCUACAAACCCAUCGCCACGAGGCAGUAACCAGUCAGGCCGGGUUUCUGAGGUUGACUUGUCUUGGUAUCUACUGUGCUGCUACGAUUUUAAAUCAGCUUUAACCGUCUAUCCCGCCAAUUUCACCCCUAGACCCUGAGCCUGCAGUAUCCUUCCACAGCGCCCGGACAAUGCUCAUCCCAACUAUAUAUACGCAGCCUGGCGUGGUGCGGACGGCUCUGUUACGGAACCACACUGCCACACUGUCAGCUGCAUUCGCAGUGCGAGCGGUCUCCCGGCGAUCAUUGACACAUCGAACUUCCUUGUUCCCUACCACCUCAUCUCAAACCCUCGUCCCUUCAUCAAGACACCCAAUUUCGAAUACUUCACCGUUAUAUCCUGCCCCCCCUGCGCAACUAAAUUCGAUAUGGGCUAUUCUCCCAGCCAGACGAUCCUUUCAAACGGGAUGCAGGCUAUGGCAACAAAAGCAAAAGGAGCCGGAACAACCAAGUGCGGAGAGUCAGAAAGCAGAUAAAUCUUCGCAAAACGCAAAAAACGAGGGAGAGGAGCAGAAGGAAAAUUCCCAGGAGGAAGGAAAGAAGAAAAAAGAAGAGCCACCCCCUCCUCCACCUCCCCAUGGUGAUAAAACUCCAUGGCAAGUGUUCACUGAAACCCUACGAUCCGAGUUCAAGGCCUCGAAGGAAUGGAAUGAAUCAACGAAAGCCUUAGCUUCAUCUGCUCAUCAGUUUACCGAAAGUGAAUCUGUUAAGCGCGCUAGAGCUGCGUAUGAGGCUGCUUCUGGUGCCGCUACUUCCAAAACUUCUUCAGCUAUUAAGACCACCGGUAAGGUUAUUGGUCAGGGAGCCGCAUGGACAUGGGAUACCCCGGUUGUCAAGGGGCUCAGAUCAGGAGUAUCUGCCACCGGAAAGGGUAUCGAAAAAGCUACAAGGCCCGUUCGUGAAACUGCCGCGUAUAAAACGGCGGUUGGGGGGGUGAAGGAAGCUAUAGAUGAUGGUAGUAGCUCUAGAUACGGAGGCUGGAUGGAGAAGGAGGAGCGACGAAAGCAAAGAGAGCUUCGGGAACUUGCCGAGGCUAAAGCUGGCCGUCGUCCCUUAGAGAAAAUGGAGGAAGAUCCGAAUGCCGGCACCAACGUCACCCUUCACAAAGACGCUGCUUGGAAAGAGUCGUGGAAAGAAUUCCGAGACUCUAGUCGUCUCAUGCAAUCCUAUUUCAACCUUAAACAUACAUAUAAUGAAUCCGAAAAUCCGUUAGUCACAACAGCCCGGGGCAUUUCAGAUACGGUUGCUGGUUGGUUUGCAGAAAUGAAACGGCUAAGGUCAUCAAAAAGUUCCGAGAAAUGGAUCCCAGCUUCCAAAUCGAACCUUUCUUGCGGGAAUUACGGGAAUAUAUGUUACCCGAGGUGCUUGACGCGUACGUUAAAGGGGACGUUGAGACUCUUAAGCUUUGGCUUUCAGAAGCCCAGUAUAACGUUUAUGCUGCUCUCGCCCAACAAUACACUACCGCUGGACUGAAAUCAGACGGCCGAAUCCUCGAUAUCCGACAUGUCGAUAUCUCCCAUGCCCGCAUGCUUGAACCAGGCGACAUCCCAGUUUUCAUUAUCACCUGCAGAACACAGGAGGUUCAUGUCUAUCGCAAUGUUAAAACCAAGGAACUGGCUGCUGGUAUGGAAGACAAGGUCCAACUAGUCACUUAUGCCAUUGGUAUGACCAGAAUUCCAGAAGACGUGAACAACCCUGAAACUCGAGGAUGGAGAAUGAUCGAACUGCAAAAGGCGGGGCGCGAUUAUAUCUAAGGCAUAUCUUUUCCUUAAUGCGAAGUUCCUUUCAGUCUCGACAAAUCUACCAGCAGUAGCCUUGCUAUAUUCUCCCGAAAUAACUCUCGAUUCAUCCGCCUUCCUCGAAUAACCCCUUAUGUACUACGAUCUACGAUCGACCGGAUUUCGACACAUGGUUUUUCUUUUUUCCCCUAUUGCUUUUUUUGUGCCGACUACUUCCCGGCUGUAUACUAUUAUAUGGAUUGGAGUCUUAUAGAAAUGUAGAAAUGUGUGGUGGGAUAAAUCUAAUUGCAGUUUUAUUAAGUGUAUUGUCAUCUUCCAUUUGUUUUCUGCUUUCUUUAACUUGUACUUUUUUUUAUUUUUUUUAUUUUUUAUUUUUUAUUUUCUUACGUAUUCUCAGCAGAACUAUUCUCAUAUCCUCCCUCUCCUCUUAUAUUGUAUAUAUGGCAACUUUGGAUCGCGUCCGUUUCUUGUUUAGCGUUUUCUCUAUACAGGGCAUCAUAGGUCGAAACGUGAGAGCUUGUUUAAAAUAUUAUCAAAAGAAUUCCUUAUCAGAAUCGUCUCUUUUUCAUUGGUUUUUUUACAUCCUUAAAAUUGAUCAUAGAUGUUCUCUUUUCCAUGAAAUUCUACCUCACAGCGUGUUUGGGUCUUUGGCGUAGCUAUUUCUGCCGCUGAAGCAAGGAAGAGGGAGUUUACCGGAUAGACAUAGCGGCCCGGAACGAUAAGCAGAGAAUAAAAUAUAGGGAUAUCGAUCUGUUUAUUAUUAAAAUGUAACAGCACUACAUCCAUUGCUAUAUGAAGCCAAUAAAAACACCAUUUUCAC